This is a messenger RNA of Dreissena polymorpha, 3820 nucleotides long. Its product is annotated as zinc finger protein 254-like. Bases 69 to 2546 code for a protein of 825 amino acids. Gene Ontology annotation, cellular component: nucleus. NCBI's taxonomy places the organism in Eukaryota, Metazoa, Mollusca, Bivalvia, Myida, Dreissenidae. The record is from RefSeq and is a predicted model, not a curated record. Gene Ontology annotation, molecular function: protein binding. The transcript is spliced from 9 exons.
GGAACAACAACAACAAUGCCAAAAUGGAUGCCUUUGAGAAAAUGAUCGUUUAAUGUCUAUGAUUUCGAAUGAAAUACAGAAUGAAACAUACACAGAAAAGUGUGGCGGCCUGCAAAAAGUUAAAAAUGAAAAAACAAAAAACAGAAAGCAAUACCUUGGAAAGUGACCUGAAAAGCGAGAGUACAAUUAGAAAGGACUUUGAUCCCAAAAUCCAAACUAGUUUAAACACUAUAUCGGCUAUAGUAAGUUCAGAGACAUUAAAUUCAGACCAAACAAUAGAUGACUUGAACUCUGUUUGUGUCAAAAUUGAGACUGAUGAAUGGUAUAGUACGGCUUCUGAUUUUUAUUCUGAUUGUGCCAAAUCAAAACAGGUUCUAUGGGAAGAGAGACAUCCAGAUUGCAACAAACAAGAUGGCUUCACCUCUGAAUGUGUGAAAUCAGAACAGAUGGAAUGUGAAGUUAUGCGUCAAGAUGUUACUAGACAAGCUUGCUUCAAUUCUGUAUGUGUGAACAAAAACACGACUUCCAAUUCAAAUGUACAAGAUGAGCUCCAUUCUGUAUAUGGGACAACACAACAUUCUCUAAAUCCAAUUACAUACCAGGAUUAUAUAACAACAAAUGACUGCAAUAAUAUAUGUGGUAUAGCUAAACAGAAUAUAAAGACAGAAACAGACAAUGAAAAUACAACAGCAAAUACAAGUACACAUUCAAAAACACCAGAGAAUCGAGCUAAACUGGCCGACCAAUAUUCUGUAUAUCUGACGUGGGAAGAAAUUGAACUAUCAAAUGUUGAUGAAUAUUGUGCUGAAUCAGCUGUGGGUGGAGGAACAAUACAAACGGACCAAUACUCCAACUUUAAUGUUCCAAGACAUUCAAACCCGGAAAAAGAGAAUGAUGUGACAAGAACUCCCCCCCUUUUCCUGGACCCAGCUAAGAUUAAAUUGGAGGGAAAUAGUGACCAUGUGAAGAAAGAUAAAAGAAUGAAGAAAACAAGGUCCCCAGAAAAAGACAAGAAUGAGUACAUUCUUCAAGAGAGGAACCUUGUCAGCUGUAUGAGCCUGGAACCCCAAGAUAAUGACCAUUUUCUCUACUGUGGAGAAUGCAAUAAGGAGUUUGACGGGGACUGCCCUGUCCAGGGACCCUAUAACUACAUACAGGACAAAGAGAUGCCAGAAGAAGACCCUUUUAAAGCUGAGCAUACCUUGCCAGAUUGCCUUGAAAUCAAAACAUCCAAAAUAGCUGGAGCUUGUCUUGGAGUGUUUUCCAAGGAGGGACUGGAAUCCAGGAUCAUGUUUGGACCGUAUGGGAUCUAUAAUGAUGGCAAAGGGAGUCACUUUGUGGAUGCCCAGAACAAAGCCACCUCUAACUGGAUGAGAUAUGUGAACUGUGCUAUGACGGAGGCAGAUCGGAACCUUUUAUGUUUGCAGUACAAAGGAGGCAUCUAUUACUGCACAUUGAAGCCAGUUUCACCAGAUGAAGAACUGCUGGUCUGGUACGGAGAUGAAUUAGCAAGAAAACGUGGCUUCAUCAGACCCAAAAACCUGCAGAGCAGUUGUUCAAGUAAAAACAGUGGUCACUUUAAGGAACACAUGAGUAUACAUGCAGGAGAGAGACCGUACAAAUGUGAGGAGUGUGGUUAUGCAUGUUGCAAGAGUGGUGACUUGAAGACACACAUGAGUAUACAUUCAGGGGAAGGACCUAACAAGUGUGAGGAGUACGGUUAUGCUUGUAAGCAGAGUUCUGGCUUGAAGAAACACAUGAGGAUACAUACAGGAGAGAGACUGUACAAGUGUGAGGAGUGUGGUGGUACUUUUAACCAGAGUUCUGACUUGAAGCAACACAUGAGGGUACAUUCAGGAGAGAGAUUGUACAAGUGUGAGGAGUGUGGCUAUGCUUGUUACCAGAGUAGUACCUUGAAGACACACAUGAGGAUACAUUCAGGAGAGAGACUGUACAAGUGUGAGGAGUGUGGUUAUGCAUGUAGCCAGAGUAGUACCUUGAAGACACACAUGGGGAUACAUACAGAAGAGAGACUGUACAAAUGUGAGGUGUGUGGUAAAGCAUUUAAACAGAGUGGAAACUUGAAGACACACAUGCGGAUACAUACAGGAGAGAGACCGUACAAAUGUGAGGAGUGUGGUUAUGCUUGUAAGCAGAGUAGUACCUUGAAGACACACAUGAUGAUUCAUACAGGAGAGAGACCACACAAAUGUGAGGUGUGUGGUUAUGCUUGUAAGCAGAGUAAUACCUUGAAGACACACAUGAUGAUUCAUACAGGAGAGAGACCACACAAAUGUGAGGUGUGUGGUUAUGAAUGUAACAGGAGUGAAACCUUGAAGACACACAUGAGGAGGAUACAUUCAGGAGAGAGACUGUACAAGUGUGAGGAGUGUGGUUAUGCAUGUAACCAGAGUAGUACCUUGAAGACACACAUGAGGAUACAUUCGGGAAAGAGACUGUACAAGUGUGAGGAGUGUGGUUAUGCAUGUUACAGGAGUGAUACCUUGAAGACACACAUGAGGAUACAUUCAGGAGAGAGACUUUAAACGUUUGAGGAGUGGGGUUAUGCUUGUAACCAGAGUUCUGUCUUGAAGAAACACAUGAGGAUACAUACAGAAUAGAGACUGUACAAAUGUGAGGUGUGUGGUAAAGCAUUUAAACAAAGUGGUACCGUUCAAGUGGGAUGUGUGUGGCUUUUCAUUUCAACAUAGAAGUCACUUGAAAAAACACUUGAUGAUACAUUCAAGAGAAAAACAAGUGUGAGUUCUGGUUAUGCAUGUAAGAAGAGUGGUAAUUGAAGACACACAUGAGGAUACAUUCAAGAUAGAGACUGUACAAGUGUGAGGAAUGUUUUAUUGCAUCUUUCACUAGUGGUAACUUGUAGAAGCACAUGACCAUACAUAAUUGAAGAAAUAUUUAAAACAGGAAAAUAUCACUAAUCUCUGAUACGUGUUAGGGCUUCUUGUGAUUAAUAUAAAUUUGUAUAAUCAGAUAACUAAACAAUCGUCUCUUAAACGAUACGCCAUGAAGGUUUAGCAUUUGAAAGUAAAAUUAUUUUGUGUUCCUCUACCAAGUUUGUUAAAAUCAUGCCCCUAUGAUAAAAACUUGCCUUGUCCUGAAUUUCAUCUAUUUUGUUUCCAUAUUAGGUAUAUAACGGUAUAGAACACUUUAAAAAGAAAUCUCUGGAACAAUAAGGCCCAGAGUUUUGGUAUUUGGCAUCUUAGUUUGUUCACAACUGGUACAUUGAGGUAACCGGUGUUACAUAUAUGUAGUAAAACUGACACAAAUCACUGAAUCCCCUAUGCACAAGGGUUUUGUAGUUAGCAUGAUACAUACAUGUAGCAUGGUUGUUUCCAUGCCCAUUUGAUUGAAACCAACAUUGUGGUAAACUUGUUUGAAUUAUAUAUAUUUGUCAAGUUUGAAAGUGAUUGUGGUCGGUCAAGUAUUCUUAUAUGGUUACAGUGAAACAUUUUGAACACCGUAGAAUAGUAUGGAUAUAACGGUAACUCAAGUUACAUGUAUGUGCAUUAACUGUUUAUAUGAAUGACCUGGCUAAAUUCACAAACGAAGGGCCAGUUUAUGUAUGUAUAUACACAGCAAGGACAUUAUUUGCAUGUGAAUUUACCCAAAAGUAAUAAUGAUAAUAAAGCGUAUUGGCAGCUAACUUCCCACUUUGCUCGUGUACACAUCACUGUAACAUAAUUUGUGUGCUUGGAAUAUGAAGAUAAACUGAUAAUUUAUCUAUAUCUUGCCUUCCAAAAGCAGUAAGUUUUGAAAACACCUAGUUGCCGCAAUAAAAUCGUUUGCAUUAUUUACAAUA